CAGUCUGACUCUCUCUCAGCUGGUGUGGAGAGCACGCAGCCUCGCUCCACUCUACGCUUGUUGUUUCAUACUUUUGGUGAACUUUUGGAGUGGUGCAGUGCGCAUCACCAGGGCUCGUGUGUGGAGACGCUUUGGGGAACACUUGAUGCGAUAAAAUGGACUGAAGCUUGCGAAGUGUGGAUAUUUUUUUUUUGAAAAACAAGUCUGAAGGUGCUUGUAGGACCAUGGAAGAAGAACAAGACGGGCAUCUGGAGAACGGAAUCCACGCCGCUAAGGAUUCUGACCGACAGCAGCGACUCAGGCUUUGCGUUUUGAACGAAAUCAUCAACACCGAGAGGGAUUACGUCCGGACAUUGCUUUUCCUCCAAUCGGCCUUUUUAGAAAGAAUCAGACAAACACCAGAUGAUCAGCAGUGUCUUGCACCUGAACAUGUCAAGAUUCUGUUUUCAAAUAUUGAGGACAUCCUGGAGUUGCACAAAGAAGUCUUAUCAGCGAUAGAAGCCAGUUUGCUGCCUGAACCCCAACCUCACAAUGCACUGGGACACGUCUUUCUACAGUUUAGGGAGAGUUUCUCUGUCUACGGCGAGUACUGCAGUAACCAUGAGAAAGCACUGCGGCUACUCAUGGAGCUCAACAAGGUUCCUCACAUCAGGACCUUUCUGCUGCAUUGCAUGCUACUGGGAGGAAAGAAAAGCACAGAUAUCCCACUGGAGGGCUACCUCCUCACACCCAUCCAGAGGAUCUGCAAAUACCCACUUCUCCUGAAGGAGCUCCUGAAGCGAACCCCUAAAAAACACGCAGACUAUCCUGCAGUGGAGGAGGCUCUGCAGGCCAUGAAAGCUGUCUGCUCCAACAUCAACGAGACCAAGAGGCAAAUGGAGAAACUGGAAGCUCUGGAACAGCUGCAGUCCCACAUAGAGGGCUGGGAGGGAACUAACUUGACAGAUAUCUGUACAGAGCUCCUACUUCAUGGAAAUCUACUGAAAAUCUCAGCAGGAAACAUUCAGGAACGCGUCUUCUUCCUGUUUGACAACCUUUUAGUUUACUGUAAGAGGAAGUCCAGGGUCUCUGGAAAGAAGUCCACCAAGAGGACCAAGUCUAUCAACGGGCCCCUGUAUGUGUUUAGGGGCAGGAUCAACACGGAGGUGAUGGAGGUGGAAAAUGUGGAAGAUGGAACAGCGGAUUACCAUAGCAACAACUACACAGUGACAAAUGGUUGGAAGAUCCACAACACAGCUAAAAACAAGUGGUUUGUCUGCAUGGCUAAAAAUGCAGAAGACAAGCAGAAGUGGUUGGAUGCCAUCUUGAGAGAGCGAGAGCAGAGAGAGAGUCUGAAAUUGGGAAUGGAGAGAGACGCCUAUGUAAUGAUCGCCGAAAAAGGAGAAAAACUGUACCACAUGAUGAUGACCAAGAGCCGGCACUUAAUAAAAGAUCGUCGGCGUAAACUAAGCAUUGUGCCCAAGUGCUUUAUGGGAAAUGAGUUUGUUUCCUGGCUGAUCGAAAGUGGAGAGAUCAGUAAAGCUGAGGAAGGGGUGAAUCUGGGACAGGCCUUGCUGGAAAAUGGCAUCAUCCACCACGUUUCAGACAAACACCAAUUUAAGAAUGAGCAGGUGCUGUACCGGUUCCGCUAUGAUGAUGGCACUUACAAGGCUCGCAGUGAGAUGGAGGACAUCAUGUCUAAGGGCGUUAGACUGUUCUGCCGCCUGCACAGCCUCCACACGCCUGUCAUCAAGGACAGAGAUCACCAUUUGAAAACAUUCAAGUCUGUUGUGCCUGCAACUAAACUGGUAGACUGGUUACUCUCACAGGGAGACUGCUCGACCCGAGAGGACGCCGUGACGCUUGGAGUGGGGCUCUGCAACAAUGGCUUCAUGCACCAUGUGUUGGAAAAGAGUGAGUUCAAAGAUGACUCCCAGUUUUUCCGCUUCUAUGCUGAUGAAGAGACAGAGGGAACCAGCGCUAAGAGCAAACAACUGCAGCGUAAUGACUUCAAACUCAUCGAGAACAUCCUGGUCAAGUCUCUGGUGAUUCACCCAGAGGAAGAGGACUAUGGCUUUGAGAUUGAGGAGAAAAACAAGGCUAUUGUGGUGAAGUCUGUCACCAGAGGCUCCCACGCUGAGAUGGCUGGUCUACAGGUGGGCCGAAAGAUCUACACUAUCAACGAAGACCUGCUGUUCCUCAGGCCGUUCUCUGAGGUGGAAACUAUGAUCAGCCAGUCCUUCUGUAUACGGAGGUCUCUUAGACUACUGGUUGCUACCAAAGCCAAGGAGAUUGUGAAGAUUCCUGACAAUCCAGACAGUCUCUCAUUUCGGCUGUCUGGCUCUGCUCCUCCUCAUGUGCAUGCUGUCCGAAAAGGAUGGGAGGCGGCAGGGGCGGGACUACAACCAGGCCAGGUCAUCCUCAAGGUCAACGGCAACAACGUAAACCUCAGCGACUGCCAGGAGGUCCUGGAGCACUUCAGUGCACACCACACACACCAGGACCAUCUGCAAGUGGGCAAGUGGGUUUACAGAGCCUUUGAGGACAUGGAGAAGCGACGAGACUCGGAGCAGAAGGAGGAGGGUGUGUUAAGGACAUAUCCUAUAGAAAAUGGCUCUGACCAUGAUGAAGAGAAUGGCACCAAUGGAACAGACUACCAACUCAGCAGACUUUCCUUGUCUGAAGACCUCCCAUCAGUCAGUUUAACUGUUGACAAUGUCCAUUUGGAGCAUGGAGUCGUGUAUGAGUAUGUCAGCACGGCCGGCAUUAAGUGCAAUGUCUUGGAGAAGAUAGUAGCACCAAAAGGCUGUUUUAGCCUCACUGCAAAGAUCCUCGAGGCGUUCUGUAAUGACGACAGCCUCUUUGUGCAUAACUGCAGUCAGCUCAUCUCCCAGAGCGACCGAGUGGUUACCAUGCCUCAGUUCGAGUUCAGACAGAUUUGUGACACCAAGCUGGAAAGUAUCCGGCGGCGAAUCAGUAAUUAUCAGCAGUUUGCUCUGGAGCUCGGAAACAAGGUGUGGCCGUCCUUCAGACAGGCUGGAGUACGUCCGCACAGUCUGGGCUGCAUGGACUUUGUACCCACCAACUGCCAUGUAAACCUAAUGCAGGUGUCCUACCCAAAGAGCGCAACGUCGGCUGGCAGAACAUUCAGCAUCCGAUUUGGCCGCAAGAACUCCAUCUUUGGGUUGGAUCCUGAUCAAGCCCAACUGAAUCCCAUGUCCCACACGCAGCACUGUGUCACCAGCAUGGGAGCUCCAUCCUGGACCUGCAGUGGUCUGGAGGGGGAGGAAGGGGAGGACACUGGGGAGGUGCUGUUAGAUGGAGAGGAUGGCUGUGUGAACGGUAGAAGGAGCCAAGGAGAGGGUGGACUGAGUAACCUCCUCAAACAUGAAGACACAGAGAGCCAGGACAAUUACAUUCAGCUUUACAGUCGCCUGGAUGUGGCAGUGCGAGAGAUGAAGCUCUAUGUGGCUCAAAUUGAUGUCCUGUUAUCAUCCAUCACCGAGCCAACGCAGCUCCAGGGGGACAGUGGGGACCCUUCAGUAUAUGAGCCCAGCCAGCCCCCCUCUAUGGCCCCAUGUGAGGAUGGCUGUGACCAGGACAAGGUGGAGCAUGGAGGCAUCAAGAGGGUCUGCUUCAAAGUGAAUGAAGAAGACCAGGAGGACUCGGGCCAUGAUACCAUGAGCUACAGAGACUCAUACAGUGAGUGCAACAGCAACAGAGACUCGGUCCUGUCCUACACUAGCGUGAGGAGUAACAGCUCGUACCUUGGCAGUGAUGAGAUGGGAUCAGGCGACGAGCUGCCAUGUGACAUGAGGAUUCCAUCAGACAAGCAGGACAAACUACAUGGCUGCCUCGAGCACCUCUUCAACCAGGUUGACUCCAUAAACAAUUUGCUGAGGGGGUCAGUCAUGACUAAAGCAUGUGAAGAGACAAAACACUUUUACUCUGACCACAGCCAGCCAGAGUUUCGACACACAGAAGACUGGACGGUUCGCUGUCGAUACAUAAUCCAUAAAAACAUCCAAGAGGACCCCUGGAAUCUGCCCACGUCCAUCAAAACGCUGGUGGAGAGCCUGCAAAGAUUUGUGGAUGAGGGAAAGAACCAGCUUCUCCUGGCCUUGCUCAAGUGUACAGACACGUCUCUACAGCUGCGGCGGGAUGUGAUCUUCUGUCAGGCUGUGACUGGAGCCCUGUGCACAUUAGCGGAGCAGCUAUUAGCAGCUCUGAGGUGUAGGUUCAACAACGCCGGAGAGUAUCAGGAAGACUGCAAAGAGACCAGCCGCAAGUGGCUAGAGCAGAUCUCUGUCAUUGGAGUCCUACUGCAUUUCCAGUCCACUCUGGCGCCCCAUGUGAAAGAGGAGCGGACCAUGCUGGAGGACACCAAGGCUGCCCUGUUGGACCUGGACAAAGUGACUGUGUUCUUCAGACAGAUGGAGGACGAGUGUCUAGUUGCAAACACCCCAGUGUGUUACCAGGUGGAGGGCAGUCGGCAGGCCCUGAGGGUCACUCUGUAUCUCGACAGCUGUCACUUCAAUGAGCUGCCUAGCCGACUGCAGAAUGGAGGCAGCCUCAAGCUGCACACAGUGCUCUUUACCAGAGCUCUGGAGCGUCCUGAGGGAGUGUCCCAGGCCGAGUAUGUGAUGAUGGAGGAGUUCCAGCAACGCACUAACGCCGUCUCUCUGGAGAAGGUCAAAGCCUACUACCGCAGACUCCGGGGCUUUUAUUUGGAGAAGUCCAACCUGCCCACAGACUCCAACAGCACAGCAAUGAAGAUUGACCAGAUACUGGGCCGUGAAGUUAGAGACCUCCAGCCAAGCAUUUCAAAACUGCUGCGUCCCCUGAACACCCUUGAUGACCUGUGCCGUCUGAUGCAGUCCUAUGUGAAUGUGCGUCCCAAUGCCCAGGGUCACCCGUCAGGUGUCAGCGUUCUGUGUGUGUCAUCUGAGCUGUGUAACCGUCUGGGAGCCUGUCACAUCACCAUGUGUGGCACUGGCAUGCAGAGAUGCACUCUGAGUGUAACACUGGAGCAGGCUAUGAUUUUAGCUAGAAAUCACGGACUUAUUCCUCGCUGCAUCAUGCAGACCAUGGACAUCAUGCGCAAACAGGGAGCCAGAGUGGAGCUCUCUGCUAAGAACCUCAAGGUAAUGGACCAGAUGCCUCCCUCAGCUCCAAGGCUUUUCAAGCUGUGUUUACCACCGUCUGAUGGAGAACUUUAAGGAUUCAGGAGAAAAGUGACUGAAACAGGAAUGCAGCUUUUUAUCAAGAGACACUGCCAACCCCAAAUGCACAGGGACCUAUCCAGCAUGAAACCACUAGAUAUUUGGGUUAAUAUCAUGCAAGCAUUUUGAUCAUUUUUGAAUGCCAGUUCAUAUAAGUACCUCCACUGGAUUUAACUACACAAAGAAGAUAUAUGUGCCAGUUUUAAUCAGAAGAUGUGUGUUAAAUUCUAGCUGGAUUAACUUCAAUUUCCUAUGCGCUAAUCCUGAAUCUUCAUUUCGCCUUGGACUGCAAAGUUUAAAAAGGGUCUCAUUUCUCUUUGAUGGACUUGGUGUUCAUCAGGGUGCCGUAUUAGGACCUUCUGACUACUUGAAUGCCCUUGUAUUCAUGUAUGUGUUAUAACGUAAUAGAUUUAGAAAGCUGAAAGAAAGUAGGGAAGGAAAGAGAGAUGGGAGACUGAGUGAUAGACGGUAGAGGGCUAGGGGGCGGCCUGAUGCAUGUGCUGGCUGUGCAAUUACUGUAGGUUUGUGUCAGUACUGUAUUACUGCACUAUAUAUGAAGGAUAGUUAUUUAUUAUACUGGGAAGGAGCCUGUUGCUUCUCACGUAUACUAUUUCAGGUAUCUAAAGGAUCUAAAGCAUUCCAGCCGACGUAUUGAACAGUAUUUAAAGGACCAAUGGCAUGCUGCCUGUGUAUUUCUAAUUAUUUAUGUCUUAGUUCAAUGAUGUGGAAGUGUUACAUUCAAGCAUUGUUAAACAAAAAAACAAGCUUCUGGUAAAGGAAGGGUUCUUCCGUAACCAGAUAGAAGCAAGAAUUCAAGAAAGUACAAAAUUAGAUUUUUUUUCUUUCUAUUUUCUAAAAUAUUUUUAAUAAGCUUAAGCGACCAUGGGACACUCCCAAGGUUUUUGAAGAAGUCAUUAACAUUUCACAUUUGCAAACUCAAUUAAAUUUGAUUGUAUUCAUAGAACAUCGCCACAGUCGUAUUGGACCAUCUGUGCUGCAAGUCCUUUUUUUAAGUUUUAAUUUUCAUUAAAAUGGCAUUCAAUUUAUUUUUAUUUCAAAUACAGUACCAUUAUUAUGACAUUUGAUAGAUUUACAAGGAGAAGUUAAUCAAAAUAAGAGCAAUGGCAGAUUAGUAUAGAUGUUGUAUAAUGUAAUUUAUUGGCCUAGUGACAAAGUAACUGUUAAAUUAUUAAUAUAUUAGUUUAACUAACUGAAGGAUUUCCUUCUAGUGACUGGCAUUUUUAAAAUGGUCUUUCAUAUGACCAGGAGAAAGGAUGUAUGCUUAUAGCUAAAUUCCAGUUGCAUGUCGGAAGAAUUUGAUGAACUCUAGCUAUGAAUAUUUAAUCACAUUUACCUGGUCUCCCAUGAAACUGUCCUUCUACUCAAAAUCUUAAUGAGUACAAGGUUUGGUCUGAUCAAAUCAGUGUUAGAAAAAAGUACUGUAAUACAUAGGAUGUUGUAAAGAAAGGGACAGAAUUUCAUUUUACUGAAGAUUUUAAUUUCUUGUAAAUAGAAGCGCGAAACUGUCUUACAAUGUUAUAACUUAAACCGGAUUAUUUUUAUGCAGAUUAUAUUGAGUAUUUUAAACAGUUUUUUGUAUUGGUGACUGAGCAGCUGUUUUCUCAAAUGAACAUAACUUAACUUACAAAUGUUCAGUUUGGGACUUCAGCUGCCAUGCUGCAUCCAUUAGGUACUCAGUCCUUUUUAAUUUAUUUCUCAGCAUGUAGUUCUCAACUUGGUGCACAAGCAUGGUCAGUCGCCUCAUCUUUCCUCAAAAGCUCUUAAUAUGAGAGGUCAUGACCUGGGCUAAUGACUGCAGCAUGGACAAACAGUCACUGAUUAUGUUUGUAUUGACAUGAUUCUAAUGUUGGAUUAUUGUACAUACUUUAUUUGCAAUUUUAUUUUGCCUGAAAAUAACUGUACAAAGAAAACUGUUGAAUCUUUCUAAAAUGAUCAUUGUAAAUGCAUCUUAACAAUAUAGUAAUAAAAUGUUCACA
Periophthalmus magnuspinnatus is the source of this 7198-nucleotide messenger RNA. It is a transcript of the gene prex1, whose product is annotated as phosphatidylinositol-3,4,5-trisphosphate-dependent Rac exchange factor 1. Lineage: Eukaryota; Metazoa; Chordata; Actinopteri; Gobiiformes; Gobiidae. Gene Ontology annotation, biological process: intracellular signal transduction. Bases 225 to 5198 code for a protein of 1657 amino acids. The record is from RefSeq and is a predicted model, not a curated record. The transcript has 41 exons. Gene Ontology annotation, molecular function: guanyl-nucleotide exchange factor activity; protein binding.